This is a messenger RNA of Nerophis lumbriciformis (worm pipefish), 5157 nucleotides long. The record is from RefSeq and is a predicted model, not a curated record. NCBI's taxonomy places the organism in Eukaryota, Metazoa, Chordata, Actinopteri, Syngnathiformes, Syngnathidae.
AUGGCUCGCCUCAACUGGUGCCUAGCUGCCGUCAUCAGCUGGGGCAAGUUCCUCUUCGCAUGCUUCUUUCCGCUGCGGGGGUUCAAGCAAGACAAGCCUGACGAGCUGGAAGGGGUCCAUACACAUUCCUUCAAGCUGAAGCCAUUUAAGAAGGCCAAGAGCUGUGAUAUAUGCAAGCAGGCCAUCACAAAGGAGGGUCUCAUCUGCAAAGCUUGUCAGCUUUCCUGUCAUAAAAAAUGUGAAGUGAAGGUCACCACGGCAUGUCAAACGAGCACCAACUAUGAGCUUCCUCCUACUCCUCAGCUGCCAUUAAAGCAUGUAGAUACUCCGGGGUCAGCCAGGUCCUGCAAGAGUGCGGAAAUCAAGAGAAAACAGUCACGGAGUCAAAGUAUGGUUCACGGCAUGGAGGAAAGCUAUGAAGUGGACCUGGUCUACAUCACAGAGAGGAUCAUAUCCUUCUCUUUCCCCGCCACUGCCGAGGAGCGCAACUACAUCUCUCAUCUCAAGGAGGUGGCAGCCAUGCUACGCUCAAAACACGGGGACCACUACCUGGUGCUCAACCUGAGUGAACUGAGGAGUGACCUAACAACAUUAAACCCGAAGGUGCUGGAAUUUGGCUGGCCAGACCACCAUGCACCGCCACUAGACAAGAUCUGCAGCAUGUGCAAGGCCAUUGACACGUGGCUCAAUGGUGACCCGCACAACGUUGUGGUGCUUCACAACAAAGGUAACCGAGGCCGGACAGGGGUGGUGGUGGCUGCCUACAUGCAUUACAGCAACAUAUCUGCAAGUGCUGACCAGGCACUGGACAGGUUUGCUAUGAGGCGUUUCUAUGAGGACAAAGCACUUCCUGUGGGUCAACCUUCACAGAGAAGGUACGUGCGAUAUUUUAACGGCCUUUUGUCUGGCCAUAUAAAAAUCAACAACAAGCCUCUGUUCCUUCACCAUGUGAUCAUGCAUGGAAUUCCCAACUUUGAGUCCAAAGGAGGAUGCCGUCCAUUCCUGAAGAUUUACCAGGCCAUGCAGCCAGUCUAUACAUCAGGAAUAUAUAAUGUGCAAGGCGACAGCAACACCAGCAUUUGUAUCACCAUUGAGCCCGGCCUCCUGCUAAAAGGCGACAUUUUGCUCAAGUGUUACCACAAGCGCUUCCGAAACCCCACCAGGGAUGUCGUCUUCAGGGUGCAGUUCCAUACAUGCGCCAUUCAUGAUCUUGGAGUAGUGUUUGGAAAGAGCGAGUUGGAUGAGACAUUCAAAGAUGACAGAUUCCCUGAGUAUGGAAAGGUGGAAUUUGUGUUUUCAUAUGGUCCACAGAAAAUUAAAGGCCUAAGCCAUCUGGAGAAUGGGCCUAGCGUCUGUGUGGAUUACAACACUCAAGAUCCUUUGAUCCGUUGGGACUCGUAUGAAAAUUUCAUCCAUCGCUGUGAGGGAGCUGCGGAUGACCAGCAUGAUGUUGUUCACAGUCAAGGUCCACUUGAUGGAAGUCUGUAUGCACAGGUCCGAAAGAAAGACUCCUUGGAGGGAGUGGUCACCAUCAACGGCAUCCCUAUUCAUGGAGACCCCUUGACUGCAACUGAGAACCAACUGCAACACCCAAACCACCCCCUUCAGCCAACAGAACAUACCCUACCUGUUACUGGCCAUGCUUCUCUUCCUGCAGUCGACCACACGCUGUCUGUGAGCAGUGACUCUGGAAACUCCACCGCUUCUAUAAAGACUGAUCGUACAGAGGAACACAGUCAGUCUCUGCAUGGGGGCUCAAGUCACGGCAACCCUGUAGCAAGCCACCUGACCCUCAGCCCCCAAGAGAAGAGAGAACUUGAUCAGCUUCUGAGUGGACUUGAGGCACCUGCUCAUCAACGACAAGUCUAUUUGUCUACGUCAACCAGUCCGGGAGGGGGUGUCCGGCACCUUGUCCCUGCACAGGUGCAUGUCAACGGGGGCCAGCCCCGGCUAAGUGGUGCCCCUUCCGCAGGGGAACGUGAGACAGAUAUUCUUGAUGACGAGCUUCCCAAUAGCCAAGAGGGCAACAGUGUGGAUAGUUUGGGCACACUUUCAUCCUUAGAGGGCCAGGCCACACCAGCUAACCUCUACUAUCAGUCCCAAGCCACUGUCAGCAGUCAAAACGACGGCCCCUACCUUGAAAGAGGUCUUCUCAGCGACAACUUAAGUGAAAUGCCCGUUCACGGAUUGCAAACAGUCACUGCAAUGCAGGAACGCAGUCCCUCUGCGUCACCAUCAGGGGGAUAUAACAACUUCCAGAAUGGAAGUGGAAUGUAUCGCUCACAGUCUUUUGGUAACCCGCCUACCAGCAGUCUCGAAUCCAACCCUAAACUAAUGCCCAGGGCACCUGAGAGGAGUACAAGUAGUCGAGAGGCUGUUCAACGGGGUCUCAAUACGUGGCACCAGCACAGCCUCCCAGAUGAUCCUUUUGGCCCACCCCUUCAAUCCACUCACAGCUUGCCACAUUUUCCUUCCUCAGCUUCUCAAAGGGACAUUGAGCAGUCCAUUGAAGCCCUCAACAUGCUCAUGCUCGACCUGGACCCGAUCAACUCCCACAUGUCCAAGUCACACAGUGCUCCCCCUGGGGAAAAUACCCUCAAUUCCUCGCCGGUGCCCUUCUCCCAGACACUCACAAGGCCAUCGUACCAAGCCGACUCGGCCAUCCGUGGCAAGAGCACUUCCGGGUCAUUCAACAGCACCAUCAGUCAACCACCACGAGUGACUGGGAGAACUUUUCCCAACCAGAGCCCUCUUUUGGAGUCUCCGGGACACUGUCCUCAAAAAACUAGCUCUAAUUUGCAACACCAAAACACCACCCCAACGCACACACCUGAGCCCUAUAUACACACACGUCAAGCACUGCACCAGUUCUCAUCGGACCCCUCUUCAAACGUCCAAACACCGUUGAAACCUGUGAACUCAUACAUGGUCAGCACAGCUUCCCACUCUCCGGAUCGUCAGGGCUCGUCUCCCUACCCAGGGUGCAGUGAGUCCUCCUCUCCACUUCCUUCCCUCACACCUCAACCUAAGGACACUUCCUCUUCCUCUUUGGCCCGAGAGCAGGAUGCUGAGGAGGCAGCAUUGAACCUAGAGGGCUUGGUGGCUCACCGCAUUGCUGAGUACAACGCUCGAAUCCGGGGUAUCAGUGAAAGCAUAACACCGCAACAAUCUGACCGCCAUCGCUCCUAUUCCUUCUCUGGUGUACGCUCCAGAGGGAUGACCCCGGACGUGAGCAAGGAGAUGGGUCGGCGUCGGACCACCAGUGAGGGUCACUACCAGAGCACUCAUGACAACAGGCCGGCUGCUUCUUCACCAGAUUUCAGCAACAGUCUGCCCAACAACCCCAGCGGAAGACCCAGAGAGGGUAUCGUUCACACCUACCGGGAAGCAUUUGAGGACAAUGACAUUGGUAGGUUUGCAAGGCUAUGCAUCUCUGUCUGUGAUGUCACACUGGCCAAGUCGCUGCGUCUCUCCCUGCAGUGCUCCAAAGCUUCCUCCCAGUUUGCAUGCUCUCUCACAACAAUGGCAUUGAAGCAAAAGAAGGAUUUCUUAAAGUGUCGCUCUCGCUCACCGCCAGGUUGGAUGCCAGCAGUGGAAAUGAAGCCGAAUCAAAAGUUUGCAUCAGACUCUGUUUCUAAUCAUGGAGAACAAGAAAAUCGUGGGUUUGUGGAAUAUAGAGCACAACAGUUCAGUGGUCCUCUCACCUCCAGCAGCCCUGUACACAGUCCAGAAGGGAGGCAUGGGUCUUUGGAUCACAGCCCAGGACCCAUUUACCCGCACACGCACACCUCCCCAGACGGCUCCCAAGUGAACAUCAUGGGUGUCCACACUGUCCCUGGUAGCCCCAACACCCUCCACCGCACAGUGGCCACCAAUACACCCCCAAGCCCUGCCCUCCAAAGGCGCCUGGGUCAAUCCAGUCCCUCACCAGUCAGACGCACACCUCCAGCGGGCAGCAGGGACAGCAUGCCCUCCAGCCCCUUGAUUGGCCGAAAUCCCAAAACCAGCGGUGUAAAUGUGCCACCUGCCAGUCCCUUGAUGGGACGGCAAGUUGUAGCGGGGGGCCACAGUACUCCCGAUGAGCUGGGGGCCACAUCUCGUCAGGCACAGCCGCCUUCCACACCUGCUUUCCCCGUCUCCCCCCAGCUGCCAGUUAAGAGACACGCGAGUGGUGGGGACGCAGAGCGGCUGGAUGGCAAGAACCUGGCAGCUGAGGCUGGAAGCUCAAACUUGACAGGGAAUUACCCGGACACCUCCAAGUCCAUCUAUGAUGGUUACCCAGACAUUAAAAUGAAUGUCAAGUUUGUCCAAGACACUUCCAAGUUCUGGUACAAGCCCGACAUCUCCCGAGAGCAAGCCAUUAACGUGUUGAAGGACAGGGAGCCCGGGGCCUUCGUCAUCAGGGACAGCCACUCCUUCCGUGGGGCUUAUGGUCUUGCCUUGAAAGUGGCAUGCCCACCUCCAACGGUACAACAAAACAAAAAAGUUGCUGAUCUGACCAACGAGCUGGUAAGACACUUCCUGAUUGAAACAAGCCCCAAAGGUGUCCGCCUGAAGGGUUGUCCCAACGAACCCUACUUUGGUUGUCUCUCGGCACUGGUUUACCAGCACUCCAUGACACCUCUGGCACUACCCUGCAAGCUCAUGAUCCCCACCAAAGACCCAAAUGAAGAGGCUCUGGAGCUGGCCACACCCACUGACCCAGUUGUGGAACUUCUGAAGCAAGGAACAGUUCAGAAGGUUCCAGAGGAGUCUCACGCGUCCAACGUGCUGUACAUUAACUCUGUGGACAUGGAGUCCUUGACUGGCCCACAAGCCAUCGCUAAGGCCAUCAGUCAGACACUGGCGACCAAUCCUCUACCCACCGCCACUGUGGUGCACUGUCAGGUGUCACCGCACGGCAUCAUGCUAACAGACAGUCACCGGAAGAUUUUCUUCAGGCGGCAUUAUCCACUAAGCACCAUAACCUACUGUGACACUGAUCCCCAGGAUAGAAGGUGGGGCCAAGAGAGUGGUGGCUCCCUUAGGCUUUUUGGCUUUGUGGCAAGAAAACAAGGAAGCACAACAGACAAUGUCAGCCACCUGUUUGCUGAGCUGGACCCUGACCAGCCGGCCUCGACCAUAGUCAGCUUUGUCUCCAAAAUGAUGAGGCGGUGA